Messenger RNA from Suillus clintonianus, 2014 nucleotides. RefSeq lists its product as uncharacterized. The transcript is spliced from 2 exons. NCBI's taxonomy places the organism in Eukaryota, Fungi, Basidiomycota, Agaricomycetes, Boletales, Suillaceae. The record is from RefSeq and is a predicted model, not a curated record. The coding region runs from base 200 to 1822 and encodes 540 amino acids.
CUCAUCACCCCCGAUAACGAAUCAUCGCCUCCACAAACAAGCGCCUAUCUUUGCAUAAGGUGAUUAAUCGGUAGUGAUCUGUCAUCUAUCAUAUCUGUCAAUUCUCCGCUCUCGUUCAGCACCAUAGGAUCCACACAUAUAUUUCUCGGGCGUUCAGUUCUUCACAGUCCGACUGCACGUUUUCCCUACCAUAUCUACCAUGCAUCACGCGUUGCUAGUUCACGAAAUCCUUCUGAACAUACUUACCACGCUACGGGAAGCAGACGCACCAUACAGCCAGCUCAACGCUGUCGCUCAGACAUGUCAUUUCCUAUCACCUCUGGCAUUGGACUUCUUAUGGUCGGAAUUGCCAGACGUAAAGCCCGUACUUCAAUAUGUAAAACCAAGGAUACCAAAUGACCCGUGCACAUCAGGACCAUCCGCGUCUUUCCAACGCGCUGCGUCUCGUGUCCGUAAACUAUCAUGUCCCGUUCUAGCAUGUGGAGAUACAUACUCCCAAUUAGCUCUUACAGAGCGACUGCAAUUAUUAAGCACGAUGCGCAUCACGACCUCGUUGUUUCCCAACCUCCGUCGGCUGUCGUGGACUGACACUGAUCGAUCACGUUAUGUGUAUAUCCGAUUAUUCCUGAGUCCUACUCUGGAGUCGCUCGAGCUGGAUUUCUUUUUCCAUAAACCUCCCGACUUUCCCUUCCUGCCGUUGCUGCCCAAACUCUGCCCAAACCUCCACAGCAUGUCAAUAAGCAAACACUCUGUCAUAUCGUCAUCGGGGGAUGAGGGUCCCUCUGCCGUUCGGACGAUUUGUCGGCUACCUCGCCUCGCCGCCUUGGAAUGCAAGUCAUCGACCAUCAGCGAAGCAGAUCUUUUACACCUGUCUCAACUCAAGUCACUCGUGACUUUAAGCUUGGGCAUCCCUGCCUGGGUGUCAAUCGACCACGGAAGCUCAGCGCUUCACAGUUCCGAAGCAGCCAAAGACCAUGCUCGUCGCUCAUGGUUCUGCAAUCUACGCAAUCUGCAUCUUCGUGCAUAUAGUAUGCCGAUCGUCACAUCAUUCGUGGAGCCUGGAUGCAGGCCCUUGCAGUCAGCUGUCUUCGACAUCUCUGAACCACCGACUACUGCUUCCUUAACAGAGUGUUUUUGCGCACUUUAUUCCAGUCAAUGCGACAAUGAAUGCAGCGCAAUGCGUUCCAUUAAAGUCCGCGACGGCCUUUCAAAUACUACAUUUGGAGUCUCCCAGCUUCUUCCCGACUCGAAGAUCAUCACAGUGGAUGUAUUCAAGCCACUUUUCGCUUUCACCAAACUCCGAGUAUUUGAUCUGGGCGUGUGCCUGUCAUUUUCUCUGGGUGACUCCGAUCUUACGGCAAUGGCCACCUCCUGGCCGGAACUUGAGGUCUUUUACCUCAAUGAGGGGCGAGGCUGGCGUCCGCCCUCUACGGAGCCUAGAUCAUUGAUCACUGUCCGCGGCCUCCAAUCGAUGUGCGCUCUGUGCCCGAGGCUCCAUCAAAUUGCUGUGGUCUUGAAUGCCCUAGAUCCAUUUCUUCCUUGUCCUAUAACAUCCCUGUCCAUGCGCACCUCACGGCAGGAUACAACCCUGGCUCAUAAUUUGGCAGUGACUCACCUAAGCUUGGGAGAUUCGAGGUUGGAAAAUCCACAUGAUGUCGCAUGUGCCUUGUCCAAUAUAUUUCCCCGCUUAAAGAGUAUCAGUGCGUGGCAGUACCCUUUGGACACGUUGCCUGAAGGUCGGCAUCACCGCAGGUUAUGGGAAGAAGUAAACAACAUCUUGCAGCAGCGUUUGAACAGGGAUAUUACGGCGGUAGCCAAGUGAUUUAAAAUGGACCAUUAGUGCAGCUAUAUACCAGAACUACGUAGAUGAAGUUAUAGUAAGAUACUCAUGUCACCAGUAGUAAGUCCUGAUGUUGUGUCGAUUAUCUGGAAACCAAGACUAUCCAAUAUUGAUAUUGACUUGUGUCUGUUGGAUCCAGUCGCAACAGAACAGAAACCCGAGUAGUUCCCUAUC